Messenger RNA from Electrophorus electricus (electric eel), 3993 nucleotides. RefSeq names its product ras-related protein Rab-3C-like. Lineage: Eukaryota; Metazoa; Chordata; Actinopteri; Gymnotiformes; Gymnotidae. The record is from RefSeq and is a predicted model, not a curated record. Gene Ontology annotation, molecular function: GTP binding; GTPase activity.
GUGCUCUCGCGGCUUGAAAGCGGAGGACGGCGCUGUACUGCUCAGAGGGCGCAGAGGUACACGAGCAUCCCCGGUUACGGACUGAUCUGUGCGUGCCAAGACAUCGCCGUUCGUAGCAUGCGUCAGGACGGAUCUGUGCAGAUGGCUGCAACACAGAAGGAGAGCGGCGACCAGAACUUCGAUUACAUGUUCAAGCUCCUAAUCAUUGGGAACAGCAGCGUAGGGAAAACGUCGUUCCUCUUCCGCUACGCUGACGACUCCUUCACCUCCGCAUUUGUCAGCACAGUCGGCAUCGAUUUCAAAGUCAAAACCGUCUACAAGAAUGACAAGAGAAUCAAGCUUCAGGUCUGGGACACAGCGGGACAGGAGCGCUACAGGACCAUUACGACCGCCUACUACCGUGGAGCCAUGGGAUUCAUCCUCAUGUAUGACAUCACCAACGAGGAGUCAUUCGGCGCCGUGCAGGACUGGUCAACCCAGAUAAAGACAUACUCCUGGGACAAUGCACAAGUCAUCCUGGCCGGGAAUAAGUGUGACAUGGAAGAGGAAAGGAUUGUGUCUGCUGAAAGUGGCAGGCUGCUCGCCGAACAGUUGGGCUUUGAGUUCUUUGAGACCAGCGCCAAGGACAACGUCAAUGUGAAGCAAACCUUCGAGCGCCUGGUGGACAUCAUCUGCGACAAAAUGUCAGAGACUUUAGAGACUGACCCUGCCGUUACCACUGGAACCCAAGGCAACGCCAGACUAACAGAUAACCCUCCACCGCUGCAGCAGCCCAACUGCACAUGCUAAUGCCCCGGCUGCAUGCACGCACCGUCUGCGGAAUCCCAAACUCCUUUAGGUCGCGGUAUUUAACCUUUAACCUUGCAGACAUGCCAAAUCAAGCCAAAUCUCACUGGUCAUGAGUCAUGUGACCCUCAACCUCCCCCCACAGCCCACACAUCGUCAUCAUAGUGUUUCAGGUAUGACGUCGUCCUCCCAUGGUUCUUGUCUGAGCGCCCCUGCAGGAUAAGCAACCUGCUACUGUUGCGCAGUGGUGAGCUCUGUGUGUACUAAGUUUAAAACACAUGACAUUUAAGCAUUAAGUUUAUUUUGUAAUUUUUUUGCCUUAGAGGUUCUGACAUCUCUACACAUCUCAGUCUGAUGCACAGUGACCCGUGUUGGAUCACGUUACAGCUGUAACACCUUAUGUAGUAACAGAGUAAGAUAAUGCAUUACUUUAACAGUUAAGCUAAUAUUGCAGUUUCUGUGUCAAAUAAUGUGCAACUUUCAGAAGCUCUUAUUUAUUGUUCCGGAGGCUUCUAUGAGUUCGUGUAGACUAAAUAUUAGCUGUGUGUGUGCUGCUGUUUAUGCGUGUAGACGUCCGCGUGUGGCACCAGGCAGGCAGGACAUCUCCAAAAAACCGACACACUUAUCGAGAACCCAACAGGACGGCCUCCGAGACGCGCACGGAUAGAGCUGGGCUACGUAGCAUAAUCACGGCAGUAACACUGUUACGCAACCUCCCGUUUCAUCUGUGGCUGAUGACGCAACACUGUACUCCACACCGAGUGCAACGUGCGGCGGAAGUCAUAAGUACAUUACGGACGGAACCGUGCCCACGCGGGCGGCGUCCGGUCCGGUCUGUCGUUGCGUUUUCUCCUCGCUCGCUCCUGUGGGUCAGAGCCGACACGUGGCUGACUCGGCCCUCGGCCCUCGGCCCUCGGCCCUCGACCCGUUUGGGGUGUCGGGUUUUCUGCGUGCAGAAACGUAGGCCUCGUGCUGAGAAGACGGACGCCAUCGCUGUAGCCUUUGCGGGGUCCGAAAUGUGAAUGGCUGCGUUUUUGUUAACGUAUUUCUCGGUUAGUACCCGUUCGAGUGCUCGCGCUCGCGAAGACCCAUCGCGCUGCAAUUACACAAAACAGUCAGCCAAAUGAAAACACGUGCGCUACAUUUCCGAAAGGCGUGAAAAUUCGUAAAAAGGCAUGUGACUGGAUUUGCAGCGUUUCUUUGUACGUUUUUCGGAAUUUGCCCCGCGAUUGCGACGUGUAGCGCACGUGCUGUCGUUUUGAAUAAAGCGUUUAUUGAAUUUGCAUGGCGGUUCUGAAUCGUAGCGCACGCGUUGCCAGUGAUGAAUGUUUUGACUAGUUGCAGCGCGAUGGGUCUUCCCGCUACUCUCAUGUUGAAUCACCUUGCGUAUAUAAUUGUCUAUAUUCAGAGUAUUACGGACUCUGAAAUGCUCAGAAUUCAAUUAGAUACACAGGGAUAUAUACAGUAUAUUAACAAAUGUUUCUAUUGUCACUUUUUAAAGAAAUCCUCGUGACUUGUGUGGUUUAACUUACUCAUUCGUGUAUUUAUUUUUCUAAAGGUGGUUGCUAUCAGUCCUCCCUGCGUGCACUCAUCAUCGUGGCUGCUUUCUAUGUGCCGGCGCGAGCCCUUUUGUGGCGUCCGGCUGUCCGCCGCUCGUGUUCCGUACCGACGAGGCCGUUUCUCACAACCGUCUCAGUCAGCGCGCAGAUAAUGCCAUGUUUAUUCUUCCUUUUGUGCAUCCCGCGCAUCUGCGGGCAGAAUCUUCUGUGCCUGACGGCUCGGUGAUGGUUUGAAAUCUGAUUGGAUUGAAAAUUGUAAUGCAAUUCAUCCUUUUAUGGAAAUAAAUUGUCUUGAUAAAAUGUAGCCCUUUCAUUAGUGUAGUGCUGGAUGUGGUUGUGUUCACGUGUUGUGUCUUACAUGAAAAGAUCUUAAAUGGUAGGUAGACAGCAGAAGUAAAUGCAGUCAUGUUUACUGUGUCAGAAGGGAGUAGGUGUGUGGCAGUUUGUGCAACGCCAUAUUGUCUGCACAUCACUGAAGUGCAGUCAGCGUGCAGUAGACGGGCGGAAGGCAGAGUUCUGCCUUCACAGCAUUUAGCGUUACACUUGCAUGAAAUUGUGAGGCAUCUAUAUUUAUAGAACUAUUUAUAUAGUCAUUUUCUUUCUGCAACCUACAUUAUGUGGGGUGCAAUGGGCCAAUAAGUGCAAUAUUUUGAAACCCUGUCUCAUGUAUAUACUGUAGAUGUACAUUAAGGAUUUAUGACGUGUGUGUGUGUGUGAGAGAGAGGGAGAGAGAUACAAACAUGCUCUUACUGAAAGAGAAGGUGACAUGUGUUAGUAGUUCACAGCUGUGUGUGUAGUCAGUCAUGACCUGUAUCCUAUAAGUGCUGUUUUUGCACAUUCGAUUCCAUUGUUUAAAGAUCUCCUGUGUUGAUACCGAUGUGGUAAUCUCUGUGCUAAAAAUAUGACAAAGUACACACUGUGUGUGUGUGUGUGUGUGUGUGUGUGUGUGUGUGUGUGUGUUUAAAAAGAUUAAGACUAGCUUCUUGCCUAUACAUGAUUUUGCUUUAAGGGUUUAAGCUGCGUGUAUGUGUGUGAGAGAGAGUGAGAAUCCCAUAGAGAUUUGGAGCAUGUAUAGUGUUUUGGUGUUUCUGUACACAGUCUGCAUAUUUAGCUCCCUGACCUUUUGUACGUUAGUCAUAUGACCACUGCCCCAACAGUUGUGAUGCUCCCUUUUAGCUUUGUCGUUGUGGGAGUUAUGACUCAAACGCAAAGUGAAGACAAAUUGUAAGGAGGUUCUCUCUCUUUUUUUUUUUUUUUUUCCCUCCUACCAAAAAACCUCGCACAGGCAUACUCUGUAUUUUAAUGUUACAAUGCCUAGUCUUUAUCAUCACCAUGUUAAGAAUUACAAAAAAAAAUGUAAAUAAAAUAGCUAAUUACUUUUAAGACCUACCCAGAAAGAGUAGAGCAGUUUAUGUACAUUUGAUGUUUUCAAUUGCCACUUUUAUUCCAUGUACAAGUUGUAUGGUAUAUACUGACCCCAGCACUGAGCUACAGGAUUUAGCGAAGAAAACAAUUACACAGUGGUUUAUUAUAUUUUACUUUAUGUAGGAAUUUAUCUUAAACUGGUCAUUCUGUUUGUGUAAUGAAUGUAUGAAAAAGAUGUUAUUACCACUGAAAUUCUAAUAAACAGACCAACUGUAUUAAUAAA